AUGUAUCGCUCCAAGGAGAGAAAUGAAGCGUUGCACAUGGGUUAUCUCUACAUAGGCGAGUACAACAACAACAAAACCUACCUUCUAGUGAUGAAAGACGACUUUUCUCACAUCUGUGAGCUGAUUGAGUGCAAGAACACGGAUGCUGCGAUUGCGGCUAAGGCCAUUCUUGAUUGGAGCAGCCGUUAG
Phytophthora nicotianae INRA-310 is the source of this 189-nucleotide messenger RNA. RefSeq lists its product as hypothetical. Bases 1 to 189 code for a protein of 62 amino acids. The record is from RefSeq and is a predicted model, not a curated record. The transcript has a single exon. Gene Ontology annotation, molecular function: nucleic acid binding. NCBI's taxonomy places the organism in Eukaryota, Oomycota, Peronosporomycetes, Peronosporales, Peronosporaceae.